This is a messenger RNA of Saprolegnia parasitica CBS 223.65, 1143 nucleotides long. RefSeq lists its product as hypothetical. The coding region runs from base 73 to 1143 and encodes 356 amino acids. The record is from RefSeq and is a predicted model, not a curated record. NCBI's taxonomy places the organism in Eukaryota, Oomycota, Saprolegniomycetes, Saprolegniales, Saprolegniaceae. Gene Ontology annotation, molecular function: protein binding. The transcript is spliced from 6 exons.
CCGUACGAUGCGAUCCAGCGCGUGCGCAACUUCAACUUUGACGCUGUCUCGAGUACGGUCGUCUUGACGCUCAUGAAGAUCCUCUGCAACAUCCUCUCCAAGCCAGACGAGCCCAAGGUGCGUUCGAUCCGGAGUUCCAAACCCCAAUUCGUCGACGCAGUCGGUCGGCAUGCGGGCGGCGUUGACUUUCUUCUCGCAAGUGGCUUUGCCGUCGAUGGCGACAUGCUGCACCUUGCGUCCGAGUCGAGUGACGUACUGCAAAAUGCGUUGCGUGUGCUCCAUGACGAAGCCGACGACCUGCGCAUCGACUUGAGCGCACGGCCCCAAGUGCAAGUGCCGUCGUCGCUGCCAGCGCCGGCCUUUGAUGCGUACCAGCCGCUCAUCACGCGCAUGCAGGCGCAGCCACGCGGCGCGAGCAUCACCGAGAUGCGUCUCGACGACCUCAAGAAGAAGCAAGACGCACUCCUCGCGUCGUCGACGCCGGCGCGUCAGACACGCAUCUUGUUUCCACACGAACUCCAACACGCGACGCUAACAGCGCCCACGACCGGUGGCAAGAGCGACGCGCAGCUGCUCGCACAGGCGCUCAAAGCGCGCCAGGACGCGGCCGAGAAGAGCCAGUCGUUUCGGACGCUCGCGAUGCGGGAGCUCGACGACCUCCAGCGCCGCAGCGUGUACCAGGAAGCCGUGCUUCGCGUCCGGUUCCCGGACAAGGUCGUCCUGCAAGCGGUGUUUCACCCAAACGAACCGCUGCAAGCGGUCGCCGACCACGUGGCACGCUGCCUCGCGACGCCACGUGGGUUCUAUCUCUACACGACACCGCCCAUGACCAAGCUUGAUGGGACCAAGUCGCUCCUCGACUUGAAUCUGGUGCCAGCGUCCAACCUUUUUCUCGGAUGGACGACGUCAUCGCCGACGCCAACGACCGAGCUCGGCGCGUACCUCAACCAAGACAUUCUCGAUGACGUUGGCGCCGAGUCCAAGGACGACGAUGACCGGCCGCGUCUCCUGUACCCGUCGAGCCAGCCGCUCGUGCCGUCGUCCAAUUCAUCGACAACGGCCGACGCCAAGACGACGACGACGACGUCGACGUCGACGUCGGGUGCGAGAACCAAGGGCCGCCCCGGGUGGCUCAAACUCUAA